AUGUCCCAGCAGCACACACCGCCAGUGCCUGUACCUUCUGCUGUCAAUCAGGAGUUCCUCAAGGCUGUUUCUCCUCCAGCCAGCACCCAUCAGGAGCAAAUGAAGCAGCCAGAUGCACUGCCUGGCCUGUGCCAGAAGAGAGAUCUCUGCAAACCUGAGGAGAAACACAGGACCCCUGAAAGGGGGCUGUCUGAGCAAGAGUGUGAGCUGGAGCCACACCUGGGGCAGCAGCAGGAGCCCCAGGAGCCAGAGAACCAGGAUCUGCACUUGGUACAGCAGCAGCAGGGACCUCAGAAACAAGAGCUGCAUCUGAGACAGCGGCAGCACCCACAGAAGCUACCAGAGCCUGAGCUGCACCUGGGGCAGAAGAAGCAACAGGAGCCACAGGAGCCAGAGCCGCACCUGGGACGGCAGCAGAAGCCCCAGGAGCCAGAACUGCAUCUAGGAAAACAGCAACAGAAGCCACAGGAGCCAGAGCUACAUCUGGGACAGAAGGAGCAACAGGAGCCCCAGGACCCAGAACUGCACCUGGGACGGCAGCGGAAGCCCCAGGAGCCAGAGAACCAGGAUCUGCACUUGGUACAGCAGCAGCAGGGACCUCAGAAACAAGAGCUGCAUCUGAGACAGCGGCAGCACCCACAGAAGCUACCAGAGCCUGAGCUGCACCUGGGAAAGGGGCGGGAGCCACUGGAGCCGGAGCAGCCCCCAGAGCAGCAGGAGGAGCCGCAAGAGCCAGAACUGCACCUGGGACGGCAGCGGAAGCCCCAGGAGCCAGAGAACCAGGAUCUGCACUGGGUACAGCAGCAGCAGGGACCUCAGAAACAAGAGCUGCAUCUGAGACAGCGGCAGCACGCACAGAAGCUGCCAGAGCCUGAGCUGCACCUGGGAAAGGGGCGGGCGCCACUGGAGCCGGAGCAGCCCCCAGAGCAGCAGGAGGAGCCGCAAGAGCCAGAACUGCACCUGGGACGGCAGCGGAAGCCCCAGGAGCCAGAGAACCAGGAUCUGCACUGGGUACAGCAGCAGCAGGGACCUCAGAAACAAGAGCUGCAUCUGAGACAGCGGCAGCACGCACAGAAGCUGCCAGAGCCUGAGCUGCACCUGGGAAAGGGGCGGGCGCCACUGGAGCCGGAGCAGCCCCCAGAGCAGCAGGAGGAGCCGCAAGAGCCAGAACUGCACCUGGGACGGCAGCGGAAGCCCCAGGAGCCAGAGAACCAGGAUCUGCACUGGGUACAGCAGCAGCAGGGACCUCAGAAACAAGAGCUGCAUCUGAGACAGCGGCAGCACGCACAGAAGCUGCCAGAGCCUGAGCUGCACCUGGGAAAGGGGCGGGCGCCACUGGAGCCGGAGCAGCCCCCAGAGCAGCAGGAGGAGCCGCAAGAGCCAGAACUGCACCUGGGAAAGGGGCGGGCGCCACUGGAGCCGGAGCAGCCCCCAGAGCAGCAGGAGAAGCCGCAAGAGCCAGAGCUGCACCUGGGAAAGGGGCGGGAGCCACUGGAGCCAGAGCAGCCCCCAGAGCAGCAGGAGAAGCCGCAAGAACCAGAGCUGCACCCACGACAACGGGAGAAGCCCCAGGAGGUCCCAAAGCAGAAACUAGACUUAGGACAGCAGCAGCAACAGAAGUCACAGGAGCCGGAGCUGCACCUAAGACAGCAGCAGAAUCAGCAGCAGGAAGAAAAUCAGGAAGCGGAAAACCUGCAGCAGCAGCCCAAGCAAGAGAAAGUACAAAGGGAAGAGCAACUGAAGGAGCAAAUGGCACAAGAGAAGAGGCCCUUGGACCAGCAACUGGAUGAAGAGCUGGUAAACAGAGAUGAACAACUCAGAAAGAAUGAGCAGCUUCUGGAGCACCUGGAGCAUCAGAAGGAUCUGCAACAGGCUGUGCCUGCCUCAACCUUUGGGCAGGCGGAAGAGACUGAGCCAGUGACUGGGGGGUGUUUUGCUCCCCACCGGGAAACAGCAGUGGAAGCAAGAGAUGCAGUGACUCCCCCAAAUUAA
Messenger RNA from Fukomys damarensis (Damara mole-rat), 1992 nucleotides. It is a transcript of the gene Ivl, whose product is annotated as involucrin. Gene Ontology annotation, biological process: keratinocyte differentiation. The transcript has a single exon. NCBI's taxonomy places the organism in Eukaryota, Metazoa, Chordata, Mammalia, Rodentia, Bathyergidae. The record is from RefSeq and is a predicted model, not a curated record. Gene Ontology annotation, cellular component: cornified envelope. Bases 1 to 1992 code for a protein of 663 amino acids.